Melanotaenia boesemani (Boeseman's rainbowfish) is the source of this 1913-nucleotide messenger RNA. It is a transcript of the gene dbh, whose product is annotated as dopamine beta-hydroxylase (dopamine beta-monooxygenase). Bases 111 to 1637 code for a protein of 508 amino acids. Gene Ontology annotation, cellular component: secretory granule membrane. Gene Ontology annotation, biological process: octopamine biosynthetic process; dopamine catabolic process; norepinephrine biosynthetic process. Lineage: Eukaryota; Metazoa; Chordata; Actinopteri; Atheriniformes; Melanotaeniidae. The record is from RefSeq and is a predicted model, not a curated record. Gene Ontology annotation, molecular function: dopamine beta-monooxygenase activity; copper ion binding. The transcript has 13 exons.
CGAAGACAAAAAAAUGCGCUUUGAAUCCAGAGGUGGCUCGGUGCCUGCACACCCACUUUCCUCGAAUGAGUCUUAUCUGGAAGAAAAACUCAGUGGGUUGACAUUAUGUGAUGAAUUCCUGCCAACACGUAUGGACUUGGCAGCCAUAUGCUGAUUCAAAGGAUGCAUGGAGUGAUAGCAAUGGCCACAUAUCGCUGGAUAGCCAACAAGACUAUGAGCUGAUCGAAGCCAAACAGAAAGCCGAAGGAUUUUAUUUGCUCUUCAAAAGGCCUUUCAGUACCUGCGAUCCCAGAGACUACCUUAUAGAGGAAGGAACUGUGCACAUCAUCUAUGGCUUCUUGGAUCAGCCACUUGCCUCUCUGGAAGAGCUAAAUCUGUCCAGGAUCCACACAGGGGUACAGAGAGUGCUGAUGCUACGCCCCGAUACACCACCACCCACCCUGCCUCCGGACAUUCAGACCCUAGACGUUGUGGCGCCAAAUGUCAUCAUACCAAACCAAGAGACCACCUACUGGUGCUUUAUCCACAAGCUGCCUGAGAAUAUGCCCAAAACCCACAUUGUCAUGUAUGAAUCAGUGAUAACUCCAGGCAAUGAGGCCAUCGUGCAUCACAUGGAAGUGUUUGAAUGUUCGCCGGACAUCCGUGAUGUUCCACAGUAUAGCGGCUCCUGUGAUGACAAGAUGAAGCCAGGAAAGCUGAACUUCUGCCGCCAUGUGUUAGCUGCAUGGGCUAUGGGUGCUGAGGCUUUUUACUAUCCCCCAGAUGCAGGGUUGGCUAUGGGUGGACCAGGUUCUUCAAGGUUCCUUCGUCUGGAAGUCCAUUACCACAACCCACUCCUCAUAUCUGGCCGGCGUGACUCAUCAGGGAUACGACUGAAUUACACUCCCAGCCUGAGGCGGUAUGAUGCAGGGAUCAUGGAGCUGGGUCUCGUUUACACUCCUGUCAUGGCAAUCCCACCCAAACAGCAUACCUUUUACCUCAGUGGCUACUGCACAUCCAAGUGUACUCAGACUGCUUUGCCUCCAAAAGGAAUCUUUAUUUUUGCAUCCCAGCUGCACACUCACCUGGCAGGCCGCGGGGUGAGGACAGUUUUGGUGAGGGGAGGCAAGGAGCUGGAGGUGGUACAAGAAGACCAGCACUUCAGUACACACUACCAGACAAUUCGAGUUCUAAGGAAAAUGGCGAAUGUUUUACCUGGAGACACUCUCAUAACAAAGUGUACUUACAACACAGAGGAUAGGACCAAGCCCACAGUGGGAGGUUUUGGCAUUAUGGAAGAAAUGUGUGUUAACUACAUUCACUACUACCCUCGUACUCAGCUGGAGCUCUGCAAAAGCCAUGUUGACCCAGGAUACCUGCAGAAAUACUUUAGCUUCAUUAACAGGUUCCAUGGGAAUGACCAGUGUGUGUGUGGGGAAGUUAGUGUGACGGAGCAGUACACUCAGAUGUACUGGGAUGACUUUACCGGGGAAGUUCUGGAUUCUCUUUAUAACACAGCUCCCAUCUUCAUGCACUGCAAUCAGUCGACUGCACGCCUCUUUCCUGGUGAAUGGGAAAAACAGCCCAUCCCAGUUGUGACCUCUAUACUUCAGAAACCUCGCUACCCAUGUGAGGGAGGCGCGGUCCCCUCCAGCUGAUCCCGUGCAGCCUGGGUUUGGGCAGGGACAUCACGGGAUGUUUCGUCCCAAGGAGCAGACAUCGAAGCUUUGGAAAUUUAAGUGAGCUCCUGUGAUGUGAAUCAGUUUGCCUUCGGUUUUAUCUCUAUUAGUGUUGGGUGUUAAAUGGCAUCCGCUAUUAGCAGUAAUUAUACGCUUCUAAACACCCGCUGUGUGUGUUUAUUAGUGCACAUUAAUUCAGCUACAUUCCUGUUCAUGUUUCUUUUUUCUUUUCUUGUUUUAGGGGAGAGGGGUUGG